Molecule: messenger RNA, 285 nt
Organism: Prunus armeniaca (apricot)
Lineage: Eukaryota; Viridiplantae; Streptophyta; Magnoliopsida; Rosales; Rosaceae
Source: the annotation of a GenBank genome assembly
AUGGAGGACGACCGAACCCGGUCCCAGGUCCCUGACUGGGGAAAACUUCGGCCAGGACCAUUUACCGAGCGCAUCAAGAAGUCCAGACAGGACAAGGAGGUGCAGCCGUUGCGUAUACCAUUUUAUACCGGCGUGGAGGACCCUUUGACGCACCUUCACUCCUUCCAAUCGGCAGUUGGAUGCAAGGGCCUCAGCGACGAGGGGCAAUGCGUGCUGUUCCCAUCAUCCCUUACCGAAGCCGCUCUGAACUGGUUCUACCGUCUUGAGCCGGGGACGGUAGACUGA